CACCACCUAAAGCCUGAUCUAUCUUCUCGUUUUCUUGUAUUCGUUCACCGAUCGAAAUCUUCAGAACCUUUCAAUGGCGGAUGAGGUUGUGUUGUUGGGUUUCUGGCCGAGUACGUACGCGCUUAGGUUGAGGAUUGCUCUAGCUGAGAAAGGCAUCAAGUACGAGUACAAGGAGGAAGACGUCUACAACAUCAAGAGCCAACUGUUGCUGGAGUCGAACCCCGUUCACAAGAAGAUCCCGGUUCUCAUUCACAAUGGCAAACCCGUCAAUGAAUCCCUCAUUGCUCUCCAGUACAUUGACGAAACCUGGAAUGACAAGGCUCCACUGUUGCCCUCUGAUCCUUACCUCAGAUCUCAAGCCAGGUUCUGGGCUGACUUUGUUGAUAACAAGGUUGCUGUGUUUGGGAGGAAGAUAUGGAUGACCAAAGGAGAUGAACAGGAGGAAGCAAAAAAGGGCCUCCUUGAUUGCCUUGAAUUACUAGAAGGAGAGCUUGGGGAGAAGCCAUACUUUGGAGGUGAGGCCCUUGGUUUCGUGGACGUGGCACUCGUUCCCUUCUAUAACUGGUUUUCCAUGUACGAGAAGUUUGGCAACUUCAGUAUCGAGGCAGAGCGGCCACAGUUCGUUGCUUGGGGGAAGAGGUGUAUGCUGAAGGAGAGUGUCUCUAAGUCUCUUCCUGACCAGCAAAAACUCUAUGACUUUUUUCCGCAAUACAAAAGAAUCAUUGGAAUAGAAUAGAUUAUAGAUGUCAUGGGAGGAAGCAUGCAGGGAGUAUUAACUAAAUAAGCAUGUAGUGAUAUGAUUUUAUCAUUUUAUGGGUUUCUAAUAAAAGUUUCAACCGGUUAUGAAUCUUAGGUUAAACUUAGUUUCAUCCACUGUCUGAAAAAAUUAUCAAUGAAAGUUUCCUUUUGUUGUAGAA
Molecule: messenger RNA, 917 nt
Organism: Argentina anserina (silverweed cinquefoil)
Lineage: Eukaryota; Viridiplantae; Streptophyta; Magnoliopsida; Rosales; Rosaceae
Product: probable glutathione S-transferase
Exons: 2
Coding region: 74-736 (220 amino acids)
Biological process (GO): glutathione metabolic process
Cellular component (GO): cytoplasm
Molecular function (GO): glutathione transferase activity
Source: RefSeq, a predicted model, not a curated record